This is a messenger RNA of Gongylonema pulchrum, 726 nucleotides long. NCBI's taxonomy places the organism in Eukaryota, Metazoa, Nematoda, Chromadorea, Rhabditida, Gongylonematidae. The record is from the annotation of a GenBank genome assembly.
AUGCCACGCAGCGUAUGCUAUCGUUCGAUUUUCCUGUAUUCGCUUUCAUUCGAUAUGGCUUGCACUGCGAUUCUUUUUUUGGCCAUCGAUCGGUUUGUUGCCGUCUGGUCACCAGUAAGAUAUCGUACGAUCGGAAUUAAACGCUUCAUUGUUGCUGCAGUUGCUUCGGGCCUUGCCUAUUCGACACCUAUUGUUUUUAUCAGUUUUGUUACUGCUGAUGAUAAGCUUAUCGAGCCUUGUAUUCCGUCACUGGCAUCUGCACCACAACUAAGAAUGAUUAGAAAUUAUGUGUAUAUAAGCAUUACGUUGCUUGUAGUUGUCCUGAAUGCGAUCAGUUAUUUGCUCAUUUAUCGUAGCAAGAAGAAACACGAAACAUCAGAAUACGGUGCAGCACAUCGAAUGCACGUUAUCAAGUCGAUGCUCGUCUUGAUGACUAUCUAUGCUACAACUAUGUUCGCAUCAUCCUCGACCUUAUUUAUUAUCAAUUUUUUAUCAUUUUCAAAGGAAACUAUUGCCGAUAUAACAUCAUUUAUGUCGAUUCUUGUGGUAAUUAAUUAUGGAUAUACUUAUUACGUUCUACUCUGGCGAUGUCGUGAUUAUCGAAAAGCAUUUCUGAGCCAACUGCACCUCUACGGAAGUAGCAGAAUCAGCGUUACUACAGUGAAAGAAACACGAAUUGAUAAAAACAUGAGCCCUAUAAGACUCCCUUCGGUGAAUUAUAUUUGA